Molecule: messenger RNA, 659 nt
Organism: Arabidopsis arenosa
Lineage: Eukaryota; Viridiplantae; Streptophyta; Magnoliopsida; Brassicales; Brassicaceae
Source: the annotation of a GenBank genome assembly
GCGAUUGCCGGGAAAAGAAAUGUGGGCGAUUACGAGAGUGAUAAGCCGGCGAAUCCAUGGAACAAGUGAUAUUACUGUUCCCAAACUCGCCGGAUUCUCUAUUGUAUCUCCCAAACACGUUGAGGUAGAGUAUUCAGAUGGAACAAAGUUCAAUUUUUCAUCGGAGUUUUUGAGGAUUCAUAGUCCAGCUGCUGAUGGAAAAGUCAGAUCAAUCGGUGGUGAAAGGGUGAUAUCUGGAAGGCGGUAUGUAGGAAUCAUGUCUGCAGAACCGGUUGGCAACUAUGGGGUGAGGUUAGUGUUUGAUGACUUGCAUAGAACAGGGAUAUAUCCAUGGGAUUAUUUCUAUGAGCUUGGGAGCAAUAAGUUUGGUCUGAUGAGAAGCUAUAUCAAGACUCUUCAAAAGCAUAAUCUCAGCCGUGAACCUCCUCCUUCAAGAAAGAGAUGAUUCUGAUGAUCAAAAUGUUUAACUUUGUUCACAGUGUUUGAUAGAUUCUUCUUGUGCAGAGAAUCCUCUAGUCUUGUUUCGAAGUUACGGUUAUUGCUUUUUGAUGUUGUUGUUUGCCUUUAAUUAUUCAGUUACUAUUGUUGUUGAUAUUAGUGUUGAAUGCUCUAUAAGUUGUCUUUAGAGAACAUCAUAUUAAUCAAAACCUACAUUUGUA